Molecule: messenger RNA, 1200 nt
Organism: Rodentolepis nana
Lineage: Eukaryota; Metazoa; Platyhelminthes; Cestoda; Cyclophyllidea; Hymenolepididae
Source: the annotation of a GenBank genome assembly
AUGGGUGAGAACCAAAGAUAUGAAGAACCGAUGGAAGUUGAUUCAUAUGAAACCAGUGAUGAAAAAGAUGAAAAUAAAACCUCGCCAUCCAAGAAUUCACUAAAUUUGGUCUUUGGUCUCCAACCCGAACAUAAUUUAAAGAACAUUUCGAUUGAGAAUCGGUUAGAUAUAUGCAAAACUGUUGAGCAAUUCCAUAAAGAUACUUUACCUACGAGUCAGGAUGUUGAAUCGCCAACGUUUAAUAUUCAGUCCGACAAGAUAUGCAUCGGCGACGUUAAAAAUUUCAUAAAGAUUAUAGAGCAGGAAAGUGAAUUGGACAAAUCAUAUAUGGAUUCUAUAAUUACUGUGGAAAAUACUCAGCUUGACGUUGAACGGCAAUUAUAUGACACCCUAAUGGAUAAAAUUAUUCUGAACUGUUCUUGGUUGAAUCUUCCAAUGGGUAUUGCUCAUCGGGCGUCUGGCCUUGUGGAACUUUAUUUCGCUGCGAAUAGGUGUACUAUUGUGCCAAAUAACAAACUGGUACUCGGUUGUAUUACGUUGGCAAAAGAAACUCAAGACCCUGAUAACUCUAUCGAAUUGGAUUUCUCUAAACUUGCACACGCUGUUGGAUUAACAGUUUCACGAUCGAAACUUAUAGAUAUUGAGCAUAUCAGCGACAGUGUCUGCCAAAAUAUCAACUUCCCAACAACGCUCCGUUGGCUUGAGAUAUUUUUAUGGGGUCUUCAUGAAUACACACCAGAGUUACUUAAAUGGGCCAAGCACGCAUGUAACUACAUUCUGGAUUUGAAUCUGAAAAAUGCUAACCUCCGGAAAUACUCCCCACGUCUUAGAUGUGCUGCGGCAAUUUGGUUCAUUCGUUUCAUUCUCAAACUACACUGUAGCUGCACUUUCUCAGUAGUCGGUUGCGUGCACCGUGUGUCAGCUCUCUGGCCAAAAAUAUUUGUUCAACUUUCUGGUUCCAAAGAAACUAAAGAAUUAAAACGUAUCGGUUACGAAUAUGGGAAGACUCUUUUGAGUGUCAAUGAAAUCUGCGUUCCCGCAUUCUGGAACAAAGAAGAUCCGGCCAAAUAUUCAAUGAUCUUUGGUGCAUACGUGGCUAACUGCCACGAUAGGAUAGCAAUAGAAUCUAAAAUAAGCAGCUUUGAUCGGGAAGAUUUGAAGAAACUGGAGAUUCUGGGGAAUUUCAAAGAAGGUCUCUAA